Molecule: messenger RNA, 2140 nt
Organism: Oenanthe melanoleuca
Lineage: Eukaryota; Metazoa; Chordata; Aves; Passeriformes; Muscicapidae
Gene: AK3
Product: adenylate kinase 3
Exons: 5
Coding region: 168-851 (227 amino acids)
Biological process (GO): nucleobase-containing compound metabolic process
Cellular component (GO): mitochondrion; cytoplasm
Molecular function (GO): AMP kinase activity; ATP binding
Source: RefSeq, a predicted model, not a curated record
GAGGCCGGUCCCGGCUGCCCGGCGGGGCGAGGCGGCGCUCCCCGGGAAGGCGGCGCUGCUGCCGCGGCACGAGGAGCGGGAGCACCGGGAGCACCGGGAGCGGCAGGAGCUGCGGGAGCACCGGGAGCGGCAGGAGCAGCGGGAGCAGCGGGAGCAGCGGGAGCAGCAUGGUGGUGCCGCCGCUGCUGCGCGCCGUCAUCAUGGGGCCGCCGGGCUCCGGGAAAGGCACCGUCUCCGCCCGGAUCAUCAAGCACUUCGGCGUGAAGCACCUCUCCAGCGGCGACCUGCUGAGGGACAACAUGCAGAGGAGGACAGAAGUGGGAAUCCUUGCCAAGUCCUACAUUGAUCAAGGGCAGCUUAUUCCAGAUGACAUCAUGACACAAUUAAUGCUGAAUGAGAUAAAAGGUCUGGACCGGUACAACUGGCUAUUGGAUGGUUUCCCCAGAACAGUUGCUCAGGCAGAAGCCCUCGAUAAAGAAUGUCACAUAGACACUGUGAUUGACCUAGACGUGCCAUUUGAGACCAUAAAGUGUCGGCUUACAGCACGCUGGAUCCACCCUGCCAGUGGCAGAGUCUACAAUCUUGAAUUCAGUCCUCCCAAAGUGCAGGGCAUUGACGACAUUACUGGCGAGCCGCUCGUUCAGCGCGACGAUGACAAGCCCGAGACUGUCAGCAAGAGGCUGCAGGCUUAUGAUGCACAAACAAAACCUGUUCUAGAGUAUUAUCGGAAAAGAGGGUUAUUGAAAUCCUUUUCUGGAACAGAAACCAAUAAGAUCUGGCCACAUAUCUAUGCUUUCCUUCAAACCAAGUUGCCAGAUGUGAGCCAAAAAGAUGCUGCCAACCCCAGGUGAAAAUAGGUCAAACUUCUCACCUGUCAUAGCUCACUCCCGAUUACAUAAGAUUCUGCAAUCAAGGAUUUGUCCAAGUAGUCUACCACACUCAUCAAUAAUUAAAGUCCAAUGCUGUCCUUAACUUACAUUAUAGUAAAAUUUUGUUGCCUGUGGUUAUCACUUUAAUGCUGUAAUUUUUUUUAAUAUUAAAUAUACCUAAUUUUAAAAAUACAGUAACUGCCUUAAACAAAAGCAGGUACUCUUGUGUCUCUUAUUUGGAAAAAAAGUUUGCAAUAUUGAUUGAUGAAGGAAACACAUUUCAGAAUACAGCUUAAUUAGAAAGCACAUUGACUGAUUUAUUCAGUUAGUAAAUGAAGCAAUGGCAAGAACAUGAAAGCACAUUUCUUGAACAUGUGCCUAGCUGGAACUAGCCAGAAGCUGUGAAGAAAAAUGACCACUGGUCUCCAAAAAGCCAUUUCAGACCAGAGCUGCUGUGUAUGGAAACUGAUCUUAUGGAAAAGUUAGCUUCUUGUUUGCUUGCACAGAUGUGACUUGAUUUUGUUAAUAAAUUAUGCUUAGUACCAGGGCAAAUUAUGUAAGCAAGUAUUAUGUUUACAUUUCUACUCUCAGAACAACUAUUUUGCAGGCAUGGGAAAUGGAGUUUCAAUGAUAUGUAACACAUUUGGUAAAGUCUCUGUCUUUCUGUGACCCUGCAAGACUUUAUCAGUAAAAAGAUAGCAGAUACUGAGUAGAUUAAGUGUAAUCUGGUAAACCUGUAGCUAGAUGAUCUUGAUCAGCGAAUGUCAAUGCCAAUACAAUCUUUGAAAACAAGUGCUCACUGAUGCCAGUGACAUGAUUUCCAGCAGUCAAAAUACUUUGGCAUAUUACUGUAGCAACUGGACUGGUUUUCAUUAGAUUCUUGUCUCUGACCGGCUCUUGUGUUUAUUUCUGAAAUAACUGGAAAUACAAACCUCCACAGUCCACACUUUUUUAACAGCCCAGGGAACGCAGACAUUGCUAUUUUUCAGUGAUUCCUCCCAGCCCUUUUUUAAUGCUCGUCAGAGUGGGAAUUACAAGAGUCAGCAAAAUCUGAGAAACAAACAACUCUGUCUAGGUAAUGUCUGAAGUAGCUGUGUCCUAGUAAUGCAGGUUCAAUCUCCUUUAGCAGUGACAGGUACAGUGCUGGGGUGUUGAUAUACUUUGGACUGCAUCUGCACAUCCAGUUUUAGCAUUAUGAAUAUUGAGACACAUUUGAGUCUAAAAAGAAAUGGUCAUUGUAGAAUUUGUGAAUUCUAUAAAUGAACAAUCUA